AUGUUCAAGUUGGUGGUAUUGUGCGCUUUCUUCGCCGCAGCGGCCGCUGAGCCCGGUGCUUUAAUUGCUGCCCCCAUCACGCAGUACACCACGUACUUGGCUCCCGGUUCUACUACCAUCGCGAAACAGGACAGCACUGUGAUCCAUCCCUCACCGCUCUUCUACCAGGCUCCUCUGGCGUACACCCACUUCAUCAAGAAGCGAUCCGCCCAGUUCCCUCUGGCGUACGCCUCGCCUGCUGCGUACUACCCCGCUAACUACUAUGCUGCUACCACGUAUAAGCUGCCGCUCGUCCAAGCCCCCUCGAUCCUGCCAGCGCCCAUCGCGUCAGUGCCUGCAGUGCCUGCCGUACAUUUGAUCAAGAAGAGGUCAGCACCUUUGUUCCCUACGACUUACUACGCACCCACCACCUACGCCGCCACCACUCCUCUUCUAGCAUCCACAUACACUGCGACUGCUCCAGUGCUCGCCCAAGCUCCAGUUCUCGCCCAUACUCCAGUGAUCUCUCAGCCCCUUGCCUACGCUCACCUGAUCAAGAAGCGAUCAGCUGGUCUGUUGAACACUUACAUCGCCCCUGCUGCGUACUCCCACCAGUCGCGAGUUGACCUCCAAACGUCUCACAUCCCCUAUUCUUCCUUUGCCUACUCCGCGCCCAUUGCUUACUCUGCUCCUCUUGCUGUAUCCCACCUGUACAAGUAA
Messenger RNA from Spodoptera littoralis (African cotton leafworm), 699 nucleotides. The record is from the annotation of a GenBank genome assembly. Lineage: Eukaryota; Metazoa; Arthropoda; Insecta; Lepidoptera; Noctuidae.